Didymosphaeria variabile is the source of this 1791-nucleotide messenger RNA. RefSeq lists its product as uncharacterized. The coding region runs from base 1 to 1791 and encodes 596 amino acids. Gene Ontology annotation, molecular function: oxidoreductase activity; copper ion binding. The record is from RefSeq and is a predicted model, not a curated record. The transcript is spliced from 4 exons. Lineage: Eukaryota; Fungi; Ascomycota; Dothideomycetes; Pleosporales; Didymosphaeriaceae.
AUGUUGCUGAGCCUGGUCUCGUCGUUGUUUCUUGUGGCCCACGCAGUUGCAGACUCAAGGUACACGCUUGAGUUAACCUGGGCCAAAGGCUCACCAGAUGGCUUCGAGAGGGAUAUGAUCUUCAUCAACGGACAAUUUCCUGGUCCUCAUAUCGAGCUGGAGGAGGGCGACUGGGCGGAAAUUAUCGUUGUUAACAAGCUUCCCUUCAAUACAACAAUACACGCUCACGGAAUCCAUCAGACCAACACUCCUUGGGCGGAUGGCGUUCCGGGCCUUUCGCAGCGUCCCAUCCAACCAAACGAUACCUUCACAUACAGAUGGAAUGCAGACACCUACGGUAGCUACUUCUAUCACGCACAUACCCGGGGACAGAUCGAUGACGGAUGUUAUGGCCCCAUAAUUAUCAAACCGAAAGCUGGGAUCGCCAAACCUUUCGAUAAGAUUGCUCCAGAAGAUGUGAAAUUGCUCGAAGCCGCGGAGGCACGUGUCACACCUUUGAUCAUCUCUGAUUGGCGUCACAAGACCUCCUCUGAGACAUGGGACCUUGAGGUGGCAGCGGGACUAGAAAGUGCCGUCUGUGUAGAUUCGCUUCUUGUGAAUGGGAAAGGCGCGGUGGACUGUUGGUCGCGUGAGGAACUCACUAAAUACACCAAUCCUGCCGUUGCUCCAGUAUUGCAGCAAGCUAACCUCUCGAUGACCGACAAGGGAUGUCUACCAGCAGAGGUGCUCGCAACCUUGUUUCCAAGCCCAGAUACUAAUCUCACGGCACUUCCUUCUUCUGUCUUUGACGUUUGCACCCCCACUCAGGGUUCCCGUGAGGUUAUCAAGGCGCCGUGCUCCGAUAAGUGGAUGGCGCUCGACAUAAUAUCAUCCGCAGGCAUAGCAACAUUCGCGGUCAGUAUCGACGAACAUCCCUUGUGGGUGUACGCCGUUGACGGCCAUUACAUCGAGCCUCUAAAAGUCGACGCACUGACUCUCGCCAACGGAGAACGUUACUCGGUCUUCGUGCAACUAGACAAGACUGCUAAGAACUAUGGCAUCCGGAUUGCUUCGUUGGCUCUGGCUCAGCUCAUCGAUACAACUGCUGUCUUCUCAUAUGAUGAUGCAGAGCAGUCGUAUGGGAACGGCUCUACUACAAUCGAGUCGGAGCCGUCCAUCAACCGCGCAGGUGACAAUGUGACUGCCGAUGUGAUCUUUUUCGACCAAGCGGAGAUGGUCUCGUUUCCACCUCAGUUUCCCCAGCCUGCACCAGCCGCUGAUCAGACGUUCCUAUUCAGUUUAGUCACGGCCGGAAGUUCCUACCGUUGGGCUAUGAACGGCACCACUUACGACCAUGCUAUCGACAAUUCCAAUCCACCGUUCUUAUACCAAGACCCACAUGCAAUUACCACUGCUGGCAACCUUACACUCACAACCAAAAACAAUACCUGGGUCGAUCUGGUCUUCCACGUCGCCACCACCGGCCAACCUCCUCAUCCGAUUCACAAGCACAGCAACAAGGGCUUCAUCAUCGGUCAGGGCGAGGGGAACUUUACCUGGAAUUCUGUAGCUCAAGCUGCCGCAGAGAAGCCGGAGAACUUCAAUCUUGUUUCUCCACCGUUUCGAGAUGGAUUUGUUACGCCGGCCAGUGCGACUGGUCCAACAUGGCUCGCCGUGCGUUACCAAGUUGUGAACCCGGGCGCUUUCAUGUUGCAUUGCCAUAUUCAGAGCCAUAUGGAUGGUGGUAUGUCGAUGGUCAUCUUGGAUGGCGUUGACGAGUGGCCUGAAGUACCGAAGGGGUACAUGAAUUAG